AUGGUUGCGCCGGCCGUGCCUGAGCUCACCGAGGAGAUUCUUCAUGAAUCAGUUGACGCUCGAUCCGAAUCCCUUAUUUCCCUUCGCGAGCUUGGCCCUCCCGAUCUCGUCCACCUCUUGAAGCAUUCUACAAGAAACCCUGGCAAGCAGAUCGGUGUCUACCAUCAUGUCACCGGUGUCGAUGCAUCCUCUUCGGCCAGUCUUGCCGCCUACAUCAAUACCUUGACUUACCGCGAGCAUGGCCAGGCCGCGCAAACCAAGAUCUCGGAGGGCUUGUAUUGCUGUUACAACGCCUUCUCACGACUUGACAUGCGAGUCCACGUAACGAUACCCGGAACUGUCGAGAGCUACUGCGUAGACGAACGAGGCGAUAAGCGUAAGGCUACAGAUGACCUGUGGCUAGAGACCUACCUCUGCAGCGUGCUGCGAGCCUACUCUUAUGCCGACGAUGGAAGCGGAGAGACCAUCCGCAAGAUCAUGGGCGUGCGCAGAUUCAACCCCGUCACCAACACCGAAACCGAACAUCGUUUUCUCAACGCCGCCGAACAGCUGUUCUUCAGAGGUUGGCAACUCGGUUCCGACAGUGUCGUUCAAGUGCCGAACAAUGUCUCGAACCAUCUGACCGCUGGCCUCCUCAAGUACUUCCAGACGACGGGGCGCUACGCCUCCGGUAUCAACCUCUUUGAAAAGCUCAGGGAUCAGAACGUUGAGGUUUCCUCCCUUCUGGCCAAGGUUUUGUUCAUGGGCAACGAGGAGGUCGAGGGCGUCAGAGUGCUUCACCAGGCGCUGAAAGAAUCACCCAUGGACUAUGUCAUGCUCGACACCCAAGCCGAAUUCCUCCUCAAGAAGGCGCAAACUGCCACAACCCCCGAACAGAAAGAAGAGAGACUUCGCUUGGCUCUGGGCUGUGCCGAUCGCAGCACCAUUGCCGCCCCGAGCGAAUUCGGCACCUGGGCGCGCUUGGCCCAGGUCUACGUGGCAAUGGAGGACUGGGAGAACGCCCUCACCAUCCUCAACUCUUGCCCAAUGUUCACUUACCAGGACAAGGACGCGCCGCAGAUGCCGGAACCCAAGGACGUUCAUCUGCCGACCCUCCCCGAAACUCGAUUGGACGAGAUUGACAGCGAGCCCGAGUCCAGGUACUCGGAGCAGGUGGAUGCGAGUCUCCUGAACCUGCGAGCUGCGGUUUAUAAAGGAACCUUCAAGCAGGCUUAUGGCAUUCUGACGGAGAUGACGUCCAAGAUCGGAUGGGACCAGCUCCUCAAGAUCCGAAGCACUGUGUUUGUGAUGGAAGACGAGUACCGUUCCGAGAAGCACGAGACAUCGCAGCCUCAACGUAACCCAAGCACGGAUGGCCUUCGUGGAACCCCCGACCCCACGACGAACGGCGACCAAUCAGACUCGGAGAAGGAUGACGACGAAGAUGACGACGAGAAGCCCAAACCGGCAGACACCGAGUCAACUGCCGAGACGUUGGCGACAAAUGGGCAGGCGGAGGGCGAACCCGUGGAGAAGCCCACUCACGCGAUAGAUCCCGGCGAAUUGAAGGGAGAUGCGGAAAACGGCGCACAGACAGAUGACCAUCUCUCCAAGCUCAACAACAAACGCCUUUGUGAACGCUGGCUGGACAGCCUGUUCAUGGUUCUGUACGAGGACCUCCGCGUUUACACGAUUUGGCGCACACAGAUGGCCCAGUACAGGGCGCAGUCAAUGCAGUAUAAGAAGUCUGCUGAGGAAUGGGAGAUUCUUGGAUCUCUGGCCGAGAGACUGCAGCACGCAGACGAGGCCGUCGAGGCGUACAGGGCUUGUCUCGCCGCACGGUUCAGCCCCAAAGCUUUGACGGGUAUCCUCCGUGUAUUCGAACAGAACAAGAACACGCGCGAGACGGUCGCGUCAGUCAUCCGCCUAGUCACCUGGCAGUACAGGUGGUACUCGGAGUUCUCUCCGGAACUCCUCCAUACUAUCCGGACGCUCAUUGAAGAUGAAGGCGCGGUCAAGGUCAGGAGCAUCAUUCAAGCCACGAGCCUGCCGCAAGAAGUACUCGAUCUCACUCACCACUACGCCGCGCUCUGUGCCACUUUCCGCAGCAGCGGCACCGAUGGUUAG
Molecule: messenger RNA, 2106 nt
Organism: Colletotrichum higginsianum IMI 349063
Lineage: Eukaryota; Fungi; Ascomycota; Sordariomycetes; Glomerellales; Glomerellaceae
Product: Bud site selection protein
Exons: 6
Coding region: 1-2106 (701 amino acids)
Biological process (GO): Golgi to plasma membrane transport
Cellular component (GO): exomer complex
Molecular function (GO): protein binding
Source: RefSeq, a predicted model, not a curated record